GCAGAUCACGCACAAUCACGCACGGACACGCAGACAGAGCGCGCGGGAUGUGUGCGAUCUGACAUACAGCGGCUCAUUACAGCAGAAAUCAGCAUCAUGACGAGGUCUGUGCUGGAGGAGCAGAUGUCAGUGGAGUCGGAUGAGCAGCAGGAGCUCUGCAGCCCUGCAGAAAGAGAGAGGAGUGGAGAAGGAGUUACAGGUGGAGGAGGGGAGGAGGAGGAGGACCGCUUCCAUCAUCUAGAGGAGGAUGAGGAGGAUGAUGAAGAGGAGGAAGAGGAGGAAGAAGAAGAAGACGGGGAGAGCAAACCCAAAAGGCGAGGGCCCAAGAAGAAGAAGAUGACAAAGGCUCGUCUGCAGAGGUUUAAGGUCCGUCGGAUGAAGGCUAACGCCCGGGAAAGAAACCGCAUGCACGGCCUGAACGAUGCCCUGGAGAGUCUGCGAAAAGUCGUCCCCUGUUACUCCAAAACGCAGAAACUAUCAAAAAUUGAGACACUGCGCCUCGCCAAGAACUACAUCUGGGCCCUGAGCGAGAUACUGCGCUCUGGAAAGGCACCUGACCUCAUGAGCUUCGUCCAGGCACUCUGCAAAGGUCUGUCUCAGCCGACCACUAAUCUGGUGGCGGGCUGCCUGCAACUUAACCCUCGGACGUUCCUGCCAGAGCAGACUCCAGACCUACCGGCUCACCUUCCCCCUGUCGGUGCCAGUUCCUACCCCGGACAUUUUCCCUACCAGAGCCCCGGGCUUACGGCCGGCCUGCCCAGCCCUCCCUACGGCACCAUGGACCCCUCUCACAUCUUCCACCAGGUCAAAGGUCAACCCUACGGCCCACUGGAGCCCUUCUUUGAUGGCGUCCUCGUGUCGGACGGCCCGGCGUUUGACCCGCCGCUCAGCCCACCGCUCAGCAUCAACGGGAACUUCUCCUCGUCCUUCAAGCACGAGGCCGUCGCAGCCACCGAUUACGACAAGAGCUUCUCCUUCAGUGUGCACUAUGGAGGCGGGGGAGCUGGAGGACACCCUGCCAUCUAUGGCAGCGGGGGUUCCAAUCCACGCUGUGGUGACCUACAAGUGGACGGGCUGAUGGGCUUUGACGGACACUCACACCACGAGCGGCUGAUGAACGCCCAGCUGAACGCCAUCUUCCAUGACUCCUGAGGAAGAAGAGGACGAAGGACUGAGAGACUGAUGAAGACAGAGAGACCUUUGUAUGGAAAGACAGUCUUGUGUACUUCUAUCGUUUUAAAGCUGUCUUUCUGUCUGUCCUUGCUUUUUUUCUUUCUGUCUGCGUCAGGCUCUGCGACUCAUCCUGACAACGGCGACGUCGCAAAGAUGUCACCUUGAUGUAACCUUCUUUGUAGCACUUCAUCCUGCGGGAGACGCUCUCUGAAUGUCUCGUUAUUAUCCAUAUUAUCACUUAAAAAUAAUCAAUAAUCAAUGAGCAAUAAUCUGGAGUAAACUAUGCAAUUUUGUUAAAAAUCUGAGUGACCCUCAGUAUAAUAAUUCCAAAUGUUGAAAGAAUAAAGAUUUCUCUAUUUUUGGGUCAGUGUGUGAGGCAGCGUUGGGCCGGUGAUGGGCCGGUGAUGAGCUGAAGUGUUUAUGUGAUUUUUAUUUUUUGCUUUUUAUAACAUUCCUGUAGUGUUCUGUUAACAUUUCAUGUGACUCUUGUUCAUAUUUUAUAAGAUAGAUGUUUAUAAAUACCUUUUAUUAAAAGGGAUUCAAUGUGAUCCGUC
Molecule: messenger RNA, 1727 nt
Organism: Pundamilia nyererei
Lineage: Eukaryota; Metazoa; Chordata; Actinopteri; Cichliformes; Cichlidae
Gene: neurod1
Product: neuronal differentiation 1
Exons: 4
Coding region: 97-1152 (351 amino acids)
Biological process (GO): nervous system development; sensory organ development; axon development
Cellular component (GO): nucleus
Molecular function (GO): protein dimerization activity; DNA-binding transcription factor activity, RNA polymerase II-specific; E-box binding
Source: RefSeq, a predicted model, not a curated record